GUGUUUGAGUGUUCAUUGACUGCAGUGUUGGAGAGAUUUGAAGGCAAACCAUAAGUCGUGUCACCGUUUGGUUCACUCUUUGACAACACUUUCACUCAUCGGUCACUUGAGUUGAUCGGCAUUGAAGGCACCGAUAGAUCCACUGAAUAGUGACUCUUGUGGUGCUCUCGGCUCUCUAAUCGCAUAGCAAACCAUUAGCCCAUAGACUGUGAAGAUGUUCGUCGAGUCGUUAGGUUUCGGCGAUUUGGCCAAAAUGUCGAAGAGACAGUUGUUAUAUCAAGUGCUCAACUUCGGAAUGAUUGUCUCGUCGGCGCUCAUGAUCUGGAAGGGACUGAUGGUCGUCACCGGCAGUGAGUCACCCAUUGUUGUGGUCCUCAGUGGAAGUAUGGAACCGGCUUUCCAUAGGGGAGACCUACUCUUCCUCACCAACUAUAAGGAGGACCCGAUCAGAGUCGGCGAUAUUGUCGUGUUUAAAGUGGAGGGACGGGACAUACCUAUCGUUCAUCGAGUGCUUAAACUUCACGAA
Messenger RNA from Oppiella nova, 526 nucleotides. NCBI's taxonomy places the organism in Eukaryota, Metazoa, Arthropoda, Arachnida, Sarcoptiformes, Oppiidae. The record is from the annotation of a GenBank genome assembly.